Fusarium keratoplasticum is the source of this 1233-nucleotide messenger RNA. Its product is annotated as Cellular nucleic acid-binding protein. Bases 709 to 1233 code for a protein of 174 amino acids. Lineage: Eukaryota; Fungi; Ascomycota; Sordariomycetes; Hypocreales; Nectriaceae. The record is from RefSeq and is a predicted model, not a curated record. The transcript is spliced from 8 exons. Gene Ontology annotation, molecular function: zinc ion binding; translation regulator activity; single-stranded RNA binding. Gene Ontology annotation, biological process: positive regulation of cytoplasmic translation. Gene Ontology annotation, cellular component: cytoplasm.
AAGACAUUCUCUCUUCUCCCGCACCGCACGCACAUCACCACGAAUCUUUUCAAUAUCCUCCAUCGCCCUUUCUUGCGCAUCCCUCGCAAGAUACUCACAGGUAGGCGCUCUCUAUUUCUCUGCUCGUCGUGUCAAAAAGUCCACCUUUCCGCCCGCACCACUGCCCUCCAUCUCAUCCUCUUCACAUCCAUCAUCGCGGCCCUGGCCCUCGAAUACUCGAGCUGCUGGAGAAGUUUGCUGGAAAUCUCUGCACCCCGCCCCCGCCUGCCUUUUUCAGCUUCCGCGGCGUUCUCAGAGUGGGCACAAUACUGGGCUGUGGUCCUGGCCAGGCCUGUCGGUAGAGACUCAACCGUUAUCGAAACGCUCUCUGCAUCCAAUCUCACCGUUACUGCACCGUCAUUCCCACGAGACGAGACGCAUUGCGAGUCGGCUGCAUACCUCGAGUGCGCCUUCUGAACUCUUUCUCAUCAAGAUUGCGGGCGGUCUGCUUGUUCCCUGACUCCCCCAGAAAAGCCCCUCCCCCUCUUCCGUCACCACUCAUCAACCCCUCGCCAAUCUUUUGCCUCUAUCGGAUCUCGGGGGCUGCUGACCGCACUAGCUCAAGCCAUCCUCUUGACGCUGAAAAGCAAUUUCAACAAGCAGCUGGCUUCCGUUGCUAACUUGAACUCUCAGAAAACCUCCUCACACUACACUUCUCAACUCAUCAAAAUGGAUUACCAGCAGCCUCGUGGUGCCUGCUACUCUUGCGGCUCUACUGGCCACCAGGCCCGUGACUGCCCUACCAAGGGACCUGCUAAGUGCUACAACUGCGGUGGCGAGGGCCACAUGAGCCGCGACUGCUCUGAGCCCAUGAAGGACAACAAGUCCUGCUACAAGUGCGGCCAGCCCGGCCACAUCUCCCGCGAUUGCCCCAUGAGCGGUGGCAGCGGACAGGCCACUGAGUGCUACAAGUGUGGUGAGCUCGGUCACAUUGCCCGCAACUGCACCAAGGCCUCCUUCGGCAACUCCUACGGUGGCAGCGGUGGCUUCGGCGGUGGUGCCGGCAAGACCUGCUACUCUUGCGGUGGUUACGGCCACAUGUCUCGUGAGUGCGUCAACGGCAUGAAGUGCUACAACUGUGGCGAGUCUGGUCACUACUCCCGCGACUGCCCCAAGGAGUCUGCUGGUGGCGAGAAGAUCUGCUACAAGUGCCAGCAGGCUGGUCACGUCCAGGCUCAGUGCCCCAACAACUAA